UCCAUGAGAACGAUCUUUUAAAGUAAACAAAUUAAAGUCGCGCCUCGUUUUGUUGUUUUCUGAUAAUAAACUUGUUACAGUUACGUAAAAACUGCGAGUAGUGGAAAAUUUCAGUUAGGCCUAAACAGAAAGUAUCGUAGAUAUGGAAGUACCACCACCACUUGUCCUCAAGCGCCACCUCUUUGUGCCCAGCAAGACUCUCAUGGGUCCGGGUCCCUCCAACUGCUCACAACGUGUGCUGGAGGCCAUGAGUAAUCCCGUUCUUGGCCACAUGCAUCCAGAGUGUCUGCAGAUCAUGGACGAGGUAAAGGAGGGCAUCAAGUACAUAUUCCAGACACUGAACGAUGCCACCAUGUGCAUCAGUGGCAGUGGCCACUGUGGCAUGGAGGCCUCUCUCUGCAAUCUGAUCGAGGACAACGAUGUGGUGCUGAUGGGCAUCACCGGAAUGUGGGGUCAUCGGGCCGCCGAUAUGGCCCGUAGAUACGGUGCCGAUGUGCGCUAUGUGGAGGCGAGUUUCGGACGUGCACUGACGCUGGAGGAGAUUCGUUUUGCCUUUGAUACACACAAGCCGCGGGUGUUUUUCAUAGCACAGGGUGACUCCUCGACGGGAAUUCUGCAGCGGCAUAUACGGGAAAUCGGGGAAUUGUGUCGUCAGCACGAUUGCUUUUUGGUGGUGGAUGUGGUGGCUUCUCUCGGUGGCACCCACUUCCUCAUGGACGAGUGGAAGGUGGAUGUGGCGUAUACGGGUUCACAGAAAACCCUCGGUGCUCCGGCCGGACUCACGCCCAUCUCGUUCAGCAAACGCGCCUUGACCCACAUCCGACAGAGGAAAUCCAAGCCAAAGGUGUACUACUUUGACAUUCUGCUCCUUGGACAGUACUGGGGUUGUUAUGGCACUCCUCGCAUCUAUCAUCACACCAUCUCGUCCACUCUGCUGUACGGACUGCGGGAGGCACUGGCUCAUUUCUGUGCCCAGGGACUCAAGAGUGUUGUCCAACGGCAUGAGGAGUGCUCCGCCCGUUUGCAGCUGGGCAUUGAGGAGCUCGGAUUGGAGAUGUUUGUGCAGCAGGAGGCAGAUCGACUGCCCACGGUCAAUACCAUCAAAGUGCCCUUUGGCGUCGACUGGAAGAAGGUCGCCGAUUAUGCCAUGCGCAAAUACAAUCUGGAAAUUAGCGGCGGUCUGGGACCCACUGUGGAGCAUGUUUUUCGCAUUGGUCUGAUGUGUGAGAACGCCACUUUGGAGAAGGUGGACAUGGUGCUCAGCAUUUUGAACGAGGCCAUUCAGAGCAUCAAACAGCGAUCAGUGGAACGCUCUAAAAUAUAAUUUAUGUGUUAUACUAUUGCUCGAAUUGCUUCCUUGUUGCAUUAAACAUUAUUAAAAACAAAU
Drosophila innubila is the source of this 1387-nucleotide messenger RNA. It is a transcript of the gene Agxt, whose product is annotated as serine--pyruvate aminotransferase, mitochondrial. The transcript is spliced from 3 exons. Gene Ontology annotation, cellular component: peroxisome. The record is from RefSeq and is a predicted model, not a curated record. Bases 143 to 1324 code for a protein of 393 amino acids. Gene Ontology annotation, molecular function: L-serine:pyruvate transaminase activity; L-alanine:glyoxylate transaminase activity. Lineage: Eukaryota; Metazoa; Arthropoda; Insecta; Diptera; Drosophilidae.